GUUCUAAAUAGUCAAUAGGAGCACGAAUGCUACUAACAGGCGCUUUCUUACUGAAUGUAAAACAUUCAAGUUCGUAAGUCUUUUAAUUUAGCGUUUAUUUACAGUCAAGUUGAUACGGACAAUUUGGGCUGUUUUAUUUACACUACGUUAGACUAAUGUAGAUGAUUCAACAGUUUCAAUGCCAUUAAAAAACCACAUCAUGUUAUUAACAAACACUUUAGCUAGAGGUUCUGGUUUACAUUGCCUGGGUUUCCUCCAUUAUGAUCCACAGACAGGAAAGCAUUUCCUGUUUUAUUCCAAGGAAACACUUUACAGCUAUGCUAAAUUUAAAUAGUGGUCAAAUUAAGGAGGUCACCUAUGUCUUAGUUACCUGUGCCCUUUAAAACCUGUUUAGCCAAUUGUAAGGGGUGUAGUCACUAGGCGACUGAGGAGUCUUGAAUGACUACUGGAAUGUGAGAGAAACGCUGAAACUUUGUUAUGUUGGUCAUGUUCACAAAAGAAGCUACUAGACGACAAUAGAAAUUCCCAAAGGUAGAAAUGGAUAAUGAUGUGUUUGGAUACACGCAUCGCACAGGGAUGAAAUCCAAGCUCUUUACAGUCCAGGAGGAUUAGAUAAUAUAAAUGAAAACACCUGCCAGCUUUGUGUCAUAAUUUUCAGGUGUAGACUACAGCAUUGGACAUUCAGACUGGGAAGGAUGCAGCGUAGCAGCUUUUGAUCUGUCAGGACGGUUACUUGGGGUCCUGCUUAGCCGUGAACUUGAGAGACGGACCAAUGUUUUCAUCCAAGAAGGAGAACCUACCCUCUCCCAUCCUGGAGGAUUCUUUCUUCCCCUUCUCUUCGUCUCACUCCUCCUCCGGUCACCGGAUCAUGGCUCCUACAAUGGGAGCAGAUGAUCUCCUCGCCUCACCUCAGGAUGACAGCAGUCCUACGUUGCUGGAAAAGGACCUGAUCUUGGCUGCUGAGGUGGGCCAAGCUUUGCUGGAGAAAAACGAGGAGCUGGCUGCUCAGAUAGCUCAGAUGGACAGGGAGAUGGAGGCUAUGCAGCAGGAUAAACACAUGCUGCAGCGACGUCUGGAGGUGGGGGACCUCGAGGCGGGUCAGCGGGAAGCAGAACUUCAGGCUGACAUCACAGCAUUGCGUGCACAGUUGGAGCAAAAACACGUUCAGAGUCGCGACCGGCGUCGUGAGGAGAGCGAGCAACUGACUCAACUCUCCAACCACAACCAAAAACUUGUGGAGCAGCUGGCAGAGGCAGUGGCCUUAGAGCAUACUUUGCGUACUGAGCUUCGUUCUUUGAGAGAAGAAAUGGAGGAUACAAGUUUUAGCAAAUCCAUAAGCUCUGCUAGACUGGACAGUCUGCAAGCAGAGAACAGGGUUAUGAAAGAGCGCUGUACUCAUAUGGACGAAAGACUGAAGUCAACUCAAGAAGACAACCACCGGCUGAGAUCUGAGAGGGAUGGAUUGAGAGAGAGGGUGAUCGAGCUACAGACCAGUCUGAAAGAUAAAGAAACUGAGCUGGAACAGGAACACAGCACAGUGUUUCAGCUGCGCACGGUCAACCGAACCCUGCAGCAGAGGGUUCAAGCCCUGGGAGAAGAGGCCAGUCUGGGGGAGGCUACCUGCUUCCCCAUGUCUCUUCAGAGUGAGAUCCAGCAGUCCCAGGCCAAAGAAACCAUUUUGGCCCAUUCAGCCAUUCUGCAAGAAAAAGAAAAAGAAAUUCAGAGUUUACAGAAACAGCUACAGUCUAGAGAAACUGAAUUAAAAGUGCUGAGGGAGGAGGUGAAGCCAUUUCGUAACAGUCCUGGCAAACCUACAUACAGUGCCUUGGAAGAAGAGACCAUUUUGGCCCGACAAGAACGUGACGCGCUCAACCAGCAGCUCCUGAACACUAUCAGACACAAGGUGGCACUAUCUCAGGAAGUUGAGUCUUGGCAGGAGGACAUGCGUCUAGUGAUAUGUCAUCAGGUUCAACUUCAACAAAAAGAAAAGGAAAUGGACCAAGAACAGACGGGCCUUCAAAGAGGCACUCGCACCACCAAAUCACUUCGUGUACGUGGCGAAGAUGGAAGAAAAGGGUUUUUCUCUUCUCUUUUUGGCGGAGACUGACCGGAAGACAAAUAAGAAGGGACAAGAAGAAUAGAGAAUACAAAAAUGAGAGAUUUCUCACUUUUUCUACAAAUGUCAAGUAAUCAUUAAAAUCACCCAAAUGUGUAAAUAGAAAAAGAGUAGAAAGAAUGUACUCCAUAGUGGCACUACGCAUAUUUAUGUUUUUCAGUAUUUAUUUGCAACUUCAUCAGCAUAAAAAUAAAUGUAUAGCAUGUG
Messenger RNA from Puntigrus tetrazona (Sumatra barb), 2323 nucleotides. It is a transcript of the gene bicdl2, whose product is annotated as BICD family like cargo adaptor 2. The transcript has 10 exons. NCBI's taxonomy places the organism in Eukaryota, Metazoa, Chordata, Actinopteri, Cypriniformes, Cyprinidae. The coding region runs from base 773 to 2107 and encodes 444 amino acids. The record is from RefSeq and is a predicted model, not a curated record. Gene Ontology annotation, biological process: Golgi to secretory granule transport; vesicle transport along microtubule.